AUGAAGAGGAGUAUAAAUAGAUCAAAUUCUUCAACUCAGAACAGUCACACAGCAAAAACUGUUGGUAGGAAAAGUCUCUGCAUCCUGACCAACCAAAGAGUACCAGGAGCAGAAAACAUGAAAAUCAUUCUAGCCUUUCUAUUCAUUGCCCCGCUUGCUCUUUCAGCUAGCGCUGACAAGGAUUAUUCCUCCUUUGAUUCUGCUGCAUCUCCCGAGACGAAGUCAAGAUUUGCCAUGUUAGAUGACGUACGAAUCUUAGCCAAUGGACUCCUCCAGCUUGGGCACGGCCUUAAAGACUUUGUCCAUAAGACGAAGGGGCAGAUGAAUGACAUCUUUCAAAAACUUUACAUUUUUGAUAGGUCCUUCUACGAGCUCUCACUGCAAACCAGUGAAAUCAAAGAAGAAGAGGAGCAGCUCAGACAAACUACGGCCAGACUGCAAAUCAACAACGAAGAGAUAAAGAACCUCUCACAGGAGAUGAAUUCGAAGAUUGAAGACCUCAUACAAAACAAAAUCCAGCUGCAAGAGAAAGUAUGGGGACUGGAAGACAAAGUCACAAAACUGGCCAUUAUCCAGCCUUCAGUGCAAGAGACAAAAGAAAUUUCUUCACUCAAAGCUUUUGUGGAGCAGCAGGACAACCACAUCAAGCAACUUCUCAGAAUCGUAGAGGACCAGCAUGUGCAACUGGACAGACAGCACAAUCAAAUAAUGGAGCUGGAGGACAAGCUAAACCACAUAGAGCUCCAGGAACUUGCAGAGAACUCCUUCGCGGAGGAGCAAACAGAACCAGAGGCCAUCUCCUUCCCUGUGCGCAACGCCACGGCCGUAACAUACCAAUCUGACGGUGCCGCUCCUGACUGCACCGCUCUCUACAACAGUGGUGUGCGGUCCAGUGGCGUUUACACUAUUAAGCCCAACGGCUCAGAAUCUUUCGAUGUCUACUGUGAGAUGAAAUUUGGCAGUUCCUGGACUGUAAUCCAGAACAGAGUGGAUGGAUCACUAGAUUUCAACCAAACCUGGGACGCCUAUACAAACGGUUUUGGGGACCUCAAUGAGGAAUUCUGGCUAGGCCUGAACAAGACCUAUUCCAUUACUAAACAAGGGGACUACGUCUUACGGAUUGAGCUGCAGGACUGGAAAAAUAACAAGCGUUACAUCGACUAUGCGUUCCGCUUGGGAGGCCCCGAAACAGACUACACUCUCCAGCUUUCACGGAUCUCCGGGAGCAUCCCCAACGCCCUGCCGGAGCAGACAGAACUGCGGUUCUCAACUGCAGACCAUGACAUGGACACCAUAAAUGACUUCAACUGUCCAGAAAACUACCUAGGAGGCUGGUGGCACAGUGAAUGUGAAGAAACCAAUCUUAACGGGAAAUACGUCGCACCAAGGUCAAAAGGAAGACUAGACAGAAGAAAAGGCUUAUACUGGAAGCCUAAGAAAGGAAGAUACUACUUGCUCAAGUCAACCAAAAUAAUGAUACACCCAACAGACUUAAAAAGUUUUGACUGAAUGCUCAACCUGAUGCAUUUUGAUUCAGAACAUAUACACUGACCAUUACUACAUCAAAGAAGUUCAUGUUAUAUUUAAUAACAGAUACAUGUCUAAAUCCAUACUCUGUAUGGUGUAUUCUCCAAUACAUAAAGCCGGGGCAUUUGCAAUGGUCUCACAGUACGUUUGGUGAGUAUUCUCAUUCCCUCUAGCCCCAACAUCCAUGUGCUGUAACUUUCAUGGAGCUUUUACCUACCCAGGAUGAAACUCUAAUGCCUAGGAAUCGACCGCCUAUUCAUGUAUUAGAUAAUAUUGCUUGGGGGAACAGGUUUUUGGAUGUUGCAUUAAUUUCUGGGUUGUGUAGUAGGGAACACGAAAAGUGUUUCAGGAAACAAAGGGUUGGCAAAAUGCUACAGAAGACAUUUAGGUAUUAAUCUAUAGGGGAAAAAAAGAAAUUUUGUUUCAUAAAGUAACUAAUCGAAUGUUUGGUUUGUGUUAUUGUUGUGGAAUGUUUCUAUGAGCAAAUGAAAGAUGGGUAACGCCCCAUUUUAGGGUUCUGUGUAUUUCCAGACAAAUUUUCAGCUGUGUAGCCCAGGCCAAUCUUCACUGAAGCUCUGUACUCACGCAGCUAGAGAUGUGCACACCUAUACCAAGUAAGCCAGAGCACAGGCCUGAUCUUUUAGAUACCACACUUCGAAGAAUAACUUAAGAACUACACUUUCUUACUGAAAAGUUAAGAGCUAAGCUUCAAGGCUUACUGAAAUUUAUGAGAGACCUUUUCUUCUUGUUUGAAAUGGAAUCAGAGCCAUCCCUUUGCAACCUUUUACUACACCUAACUAUGAAAUUAACGGAAAGACCAAGUGAGCACACAACCAAACACUUUUCAAACACAGAACGGCUGCCUGUGGGGCAACUCCAAUGGAGUCAAUGGUACCAACCAACAAACCCUGUAGGCACAACCUACGUGACAGUGUUGGUCCUGCUCCUGAGAACACACUGACACUUGUUUAACUUCAGCUGCAGUACACUAGAAGGCAGAGGGACUAUUGACGUGCUUGUGGAUGGGCAGCCGUGGAGGCGCGGACUGACAAAGCCCCCAGUUCUGCAGUUUCAUUGAGUCAUAUUGACUUGUAGAUCUUCCCUACCCUUUGUACAGCACCGAUUUUUUUAUCUCUACAUUUGCAACCAUAGAGAAAAUGGUUUUAAGUUGUAAUAUAUCAGAGUGAAACAACUGUGAACAGAAUGUGCUAAUUACAGAAAAACUGCAAAAAUACUUGUACUUCUUAUGGAUUUAUUAAAAAGAAGAGAUCACAGAGUGCUGCUUAUUAUUACAAUACUGGUGUAUUGUAAUGUUUAAUUACCUGUCUAUCCUCUAAAAAUAAAUAAACAAACAAAUAAAACUUUUGAAAAUAUAUGAGAUGCGGAACUUGACUAAACUCACUCUUUUAAGCUUUGGUUUAUAAAAACCUAGUUUGUAUUAAUCUGAUUUUUACAAGAGGUAACAGAUUUGGUGAGUAAGUCGGUAAAAUUACUCAGCUGAAGAAGACAAUUCCACUCAGACAUAUAAUGUCUUCAAAGAUACUGUAAAAAAGCUUUAAAUGAAUAGUGGUACAUCAUGAAAAGAAAUCUGGUCCCUGCCUGGGUUUAGUUAUAGAAAGGUUAUUGUUUUCCAAGAAACUUUAGAAAAAUUUCUUAUCUUCCAGAUCUUCAGAAGGCUUUUUUCAAGCAUUGUAAACAAAGAAAUUGCUUUUAAACCAAAAUGGAAAUAUGAACAAAGGGAUUACGCAUUUUCUUCACUUUUGUCCCUCACUUUAAAGAAAAAAAGUAAGUCACUGAAAGUGUCAGAAGUAAUAAAAACAGCAAGACAAUUAUAAUUUUAGCAGACAGACAAAUUAAAAAACCUCCAUAAAACUGAAAAGAAUUCAAUUAAAUUUCACUGUGGAUUUUGGGAAAUGGCGAAACCUCUCUCCUGUUCUUGUUCACAGCCAAGUUUUAUGCAAAUAUGUUUGUCCCUUCACAACUGUGUAUUUUCUGCUGUGUCAGUCUGGACCCUUUCUGUGCCCCUGGCACAGCGGGUCUCCUGAUACAGCAAGUUUUGCAACAGAACAGAUGAUAAGAUAGGAAUUUCUAGACUUGCCAGUCUCUCAGGCCCUGAAAUGUGACAUGUAUUUCAAAAC
Molecule: messenger RNA, 3665 nt
Organism: Chroicocephalus ridibundus (black-headed gull)
Lineage: Eukaryota; Metazoa; Chordata; Aves; Charadriiformes; Laridae
Gene: ANGPTL3
Product: angiopoietin like 3
Exons: 7
Coding region: 1-1509 (502 amino acids)
Biological process (GO): phospholipid homeostasis; triglyceride homeostasis; phospholipid catabolic process
Source: RefSeq, a predicted model, not a curated record